Molecule: messenger RNA, 2972 nt
Organism: Tupaia belangeri chinensis (Chinese tree shrew)
Lineage: Eukaryota; Metazoa; Chordata; Mammalia; Scandentia; Tupaiidae
Gene: TRPC4AP
Product: transient receptor potential cation channel subfamily C member 4 associated protein
Biological process (GO): ubiquitin-dependent protein catabolic process
Cellular component (GO): Cul4A-RING E3 ubiquitin ligase complex
Molecular function (GO): phosphatase binding
Source: RefSeq, a predicted model, not a curated record
UUCACUGAGACAUUUUUGACUGAGAGGGACAAGCAAUCCAAAUGGAGUGGAAUUCCUCAGCUGCUCCUCAAGCUGUAUGCUACCAGCCACCUCCAUAGUGACUUCGUUGAGUGCCAAAAUAUCCUCAAGGAAAUUUCUCCUCUUCUCUCCAUGGAGGCUAUGGCAUUUGUUACUGAAGAGAGGAAACUUACCCAAGAAACCACUUACCCAAAUACAUAUAUUUUUGACUUGUUUGGAGGUGUUGAUCUUCUUGUAGAAAUUCUUAUGAGGCCUACAAUCUCUAUCCGGGGACAGAAACUGAAAAUAAGUGAUGAAAUGUCUAAGGACUGCUUGAGCAUCUUGUAUAAUACCUGUGUCUGUACGGAAGGAGUUACAAAGCGUUUGGCAGAAAAGAAUGACUUUGUGAUCUUCCUGUUUACACUGAUGACAAGUAAGAAGACAUUUUUACAAACAGCAACUCUCAUUGAAGAUAUUUUGGGUGUUAAAAAGGAAAUGAUCCGACUAGAUGAAGUCCCCAAUUUGAGUUCGUUAGUAUCCAAUUUCGAUCAGCAGCAGCUUGCUAAUUUCUGCCGGAUUUUGGCUGUCACUAUUUCGGAGAUGGAUACAGGAAAUGAUGACAAGCACACACUUCUUGCCAAAAAUGCUCAGCAGAAAAAGAGUUUGAGCUUGGGACCUUCUGCAGCUGAAAUCAACCAAGCGGCCCUUCUCAGCAUCCCUGGCUUUGUCGAACGGCUUUGCAAACUGGCAACUCGAAAGGUGUCAGAGUCAACGGGCACAGCCAGCUUCCUGCAGGAGUUGGAGGAAUGGUACACAUGGCUAGACAACGCUUUGGUGCUGGAUGCCCUCAUGCGAGUGGCCAACGAGGAGUCUGAGCACAACCAAGCCUCCAUUGUGUUCCCUCCUCCAGGGGCUUCUGAGGAGAAUGGCCUGCCUCACACUUCAACUAGGACCCAGCUGCCCCAGUCAAUGAAGAUUAUGCAUGAGAUCAUGUACAAACUGGAAGUGCUCUAUGUUCUCUGCGUGCUGCUGAUGGGGCGUCAGCGAAACCAGGUUCACAGAAUGAUUGCAGAGUUCAAGCUGAUCCCUGGACUCAAUAACUUAUUUGACAAGCUGAUUUGGAGGAAGCAUUCAGCAUCUGCUCUUGUCCUCCAUGGUCACAACCAGAAUUGUGACUGCAGCCCGGACAUCACCUUGAAGAUACAGUUUUUGAGGCUUCUCCAGAGUUUCAGUGACCACCACGAGAACAAAUACCUGCUGCUCAACAACCAGGAGCUAAACGAGCUCAGUGCUAUCUCUCUCAGGGCCAACAUCCCUGAGGUGGAGGCCGUCCUCAACACUGACAGGAGUUUGGUGUGUGAUGGGAAGAGGGGCUUAUUAACCCGUCUGCUACAGGUCAUGAAGAAGGAGCCAGCUGAGUCAUCUUUCAGGUUCUGGCAAGCCCGGGCUGUGGAGAGUUUCCUCCGAGGGACCACCUCCUAUGCAGACCAGAUGUUCCUGCUCACAUCCUGUACUGCAUUGUGGACAGUGAGUGCAAGUCAAGAGAUGUGCUCCAGAGUUACUUUGACCUCCUGGGGGAGCUGAUGAAGUUCAACGUUGAUGCAUUCAAGAGAUUCAAUAAAUAUAUCAACACUGAUGCAAAGUUCCAGGUGUUCCUGAAGCAGAUCAACAGCUCUCUGGUGGACUCCAACAUGCUGGUGCGCUGUGUCACCCUGUCACUGGACCGAUUUGAAAACCAGGUGGACAUGAAAGUUGCUGAGGUCCUGUCCGAGUGCCGCCUCCUCGCCUACAUAUCCCAGGUGCCCACACAGAUGUCCUUCCUCUUCCGCCUCAUCAACAUCAUCCAUGUGCAGACGCUGACACAGGAGAACGUCAGCUGCCUCAACACCAGCCUGGUGAUUCUGAUGCUGGCCCGGCGAAAAGAGCGGCUGCCUCUAUACCUGCGGCUCCUGCAGCGCAUGGAGCACAGCAAGAAGUAUCCCGGCUUCCUGCUCAACAACUUCCACAACCUGCUGCGCUUUUGGCAGCAGCAUUACCUGCACAAGGACAAGGACAGCACCUGCCUGGAGAACAGCUCCUGCAUUAGCUUCUCAUACUGGAAGGAGACAGUGUCCAUCCUGUUGAACCCGGACCGCCAGUCACCCUCGGCCCUUGUCAGCUACAUCGAGGAGCCCUACAUGGACAUAGACAGGGACUUCACUGAGGAGUGACCUUGGGCCAGGCCUCGGGAGGCUGCCAGGCCAGGGCCGGGGCUGGUGUGGGUGAGGGUGGGUGCACCUGCCACAUGCCCCGCCCUGUUCCCAUCCCUCCCCUGCCUCCCUGCUGCUCUCGGCCUGCCCCAGGUCUUCAGGUACAGGCUUGGCAGGAGAGUGUCCUAAGAGCCCCUGGGUCUGAGGGCCCCAGAUCAUGGGGGGAGCUCAGUUUCCUCAUGAUCCCCAAGAGGACAGGGGCUCCAUGCCUGCCUUCCCAGAACCCUGGAGCCCAGCCCACCAGAGGUAAGGGGACUUUUAAAAUGAGCUCUGUCUGAGCUCCUGUCCAUCUCUCAGCUGUCAGCCCUGGGGUUUGGAGGAAGAUACAGGGCCCCAUCUGUGAGCCAAGCCUCCUUGUCCCUUGGCCUUUGGACCCAGGCAAUAGCUCUGAGCCCGGGCAGGGGUGGGGGUACCAGAGAAUGCUGCCUUCCCCCUAAGCCUGCCCCUCUUCCCUUGUUAUCCUUUAGCUCCUCGGGUUCUGUUUGCUCAUUGGCCGCUGUGUUCAUCCCGGGGUUCUCCCAGAAGUUUGGGGGGAGGCCUUCCCUCCUCCAUCCCAUGGGGCACAGGGUGGCUGUGCUCACCCUGCCCCUGGGCCGCGUCUCCUGCCUGAGCCCAGACACAGGAGUCGGGCCAGGAGCUCACCUUGGCCCCUCCUCGUGUUGCCAAUUUAUUAACAGCAAAUAAACUGAUUAAGUGGAGACUAUUAAAGAACUUUAUUUUAAAUGA